This is a messenger RNA of Necator americanus (New World hookworm), 1599 nucleotides long. RefSeq lists its product as uncharacterized. Gene Ontology annotation, cellular component: plasma membrane. The coding region runs from base 1 to 1599 and encodes 532 amino acids. The record is from RefSeq and is a predicted model, not a curated record. Lineage: Eukaryota; Metazoa; Nematoda; Chromadorea; Rhabditida; Ancylostomatidae. Gene Ontology annotation, biological process: establishment of planar polarity; Wnt signaling pathway, planar cell polarity pathway; multicellular organism development. The transcript has 14 exons.
AUGUCAACGGUGUCCGCCGGCGGCCGCCGCGGUCCGCCAAAGGACUUCCGUGCGGCACCUCGAGGUGAUUUGAGGUUAAUGAAACCCCGUGGGCGAGGAUAUUCUCAGUCAGACGUCGGUGAACCUUUUAUUCCACGAUUUUCUGCUAUAGCUAGCGAAGGAGUCAAAAUAGGAUUACCUCCUGAGGAGUAUGGAGAGAACACCACAGUCUUGACGGGUGUGACUAGUGAACAUUCGUACAAUGGAGAUGAUCGGCCUGUUUAUGAGCCUCCCAUGGGAAGAGUGAUGAGUAGACGGUGCUCCAGGGUGCUAUGGCUUGGUGCCGCUGGCUUGAUUUCUCUAGUAGCUCUUAUAUCAGCACCUCUCAUGUGCUUACUUCCGUUUGCCAUGACUUAUUCAAUAUAUCAUUAUCCACAAAUCACAUGUGAAGUCGAUUGUCAAGGUUACUUGUUAUUAAUAGCUAUUAAAACACUUUUACUUAUUGUUGCUUUGUGGGCUCUCUAUUGGCGACGUGCUGCCGCAGAUUUGCCAAGAUUAUACUUUGCUCGAGCUGCUCUAAGCUUCUUUGUGUUAUUCAUACUUUUCGCAUUCUGGUUGUUUUAUACUGUGCGAAUAUUUUUGGAAAAGCAUAGUAAUUAUACUUACGUGGUGACCUACGCACUUUCCUUACUUGAUGCUUUGUUGUAUACACACUAUAUCUCAGUAAUAGUGCUGGAAUUACGGCGGUUACGUCCAGAGUACAUUGUUACUAUGGUUCGCGAUCCUGAUGGCGAGUCAAAAACCAUGUCCAUAGGCAUGAUGUCUCUGCAAGAAGCUGCUAUCCAAGUUUUACGUUUCCAUGAAUCGUAUUUCCCAUCUUAUAACGUUUUCCUUGACAAGGCCCGUCAAUCAAGCCAUCGAUUGAGAAAUUCGUCUCAGCCACCUGGAUUCAAAGUCUAUGACAUUGAGGGGUUGGGAAGCGGAACGACAGAGAUUAGCCAGAGCAAUCUCCGUGCACUCAUGGAAGCAACAUCCAGACGACGCAGCACAAACCACAACGAUAUUCUACAAGAAGAGUGCGAAUGGGAGAGGAGAAUUAAGAAAAGGAAAUAUCGAUUGAUCGCGUCGACUGAGGAGGCGUUCGCACAAGUACAAAGCAUCGUCGACAACCAAGCAGGGAAUAAGAAUCUCUGCGAUGCUAUGGACUCGACAACUGCAGCUCAAGGAGUGUUUGCGUGUAUUAUGCGGCCUUUGAACAAGUAUCUCAGACAAACAAGGCAACAACCUCGUCAUCCUGCUGAAGCAGUUACUCAUCAUAUAGAGAGAUGUCUUAGUAUGCGGUUAAACUACAGGACAUUCUUGCAGCGAUUCUUCAGUGAUAGGUUCCCUGCGAAGGAUAUCGUGUCCGAGUCGAAAUGGUCUAUCAUUUCGGAUGAACAAGCUUCGGCAUCGAUUCAGCAUGGAACGACGUUUUUGCUUCGUUCGCACAAUAAGGACGACGAUGCAGGUGUGCAAUUGUUGUGCACUAUAAGUUCACUACCCUUCUUCAACCUCACCGAACAGUCACGAUCCUCAAACAAUAAGUUUGCUUUAAAAAUAAGAAAUGAAUCCUCUGUCUAA